Messenger RNA from Parascedosporium putredinis, 303 nucleotides. Lineage: Eukaryota; Fungi; Ascomycota; Sordariomycetes; Microascales; Microascaceae. The record is from the annotation of a GenBank genome assembly.
AUGAACAACAAGGAAAGCCAUCCCCAGAUUCCCCAGGUUUUCCAUUCCCUUACAACACCUGACGCUGCAGCCACCACCUCAUAUCGAAAGACCACCCCUACAAGAAAGAGGUUUAUUCCAAGACAACAUCGAAGACAGCAAGCAACAUCCGAUCUGUCACGAAAGCUUACAAUGAAGGCUGUCAAUUACGUUGGCCCUCACAAGGUCAAGGUCGAGGAGGUUGAGAAGCCCCGGCUCGAGCAUCCAGACGAUGUCAUCGUCAAGGUGACCACUGCAGCAAUUUGCGGCUCUGAUCUACAGUAA